Molecule: messenger RNA, 528 nt
Organism: Cyclocybe aegerita
Lineage: Eukaryota; Fungi; Basidiomycota; Agaricomycetes; Agaricales; Hemipholiotaceae
Source: the annotation of a GenBank genome assembly
AUGGCGUCCGCCCAGGUCCUGCAGCAACCCCAGCAGCCGCUCUCCCUCGCAGCCGCCAUGUCUUCCAUCCCCAUCUACGCGUCCCCUGCCCCUGUCCCUUGCCCUCCCCCGCACCAAACGCCCUCGGUCCCGCACGCGCAGCCGUCCAUCGGAACUGGAACAGCAUCCGCGUCUGGUAAACGCGAGCCUGCCGGCGGGUACACCUUCGCGUUCGCGCGUGUCAAGGGCGAGCUUUGUCUCGUGCAAGUAUCCUCAUCCACCCCCGUCUCCGCCCUCACCCCCCUCGACAUCAAGCUCUUCCGGCACGAGUUCAUCUCCAUCUUCCGCUUCGCCGGCGCCCGCACCCUGCACCCCGCCGACAUCGCCAUCGUCGAGCCCAUCGAUGAGAGACUGACCAAGUACGAGGAGGAGAACGAGACGGUGUUCUUGGCGCGGGGUGUUAUGGAACGGAUGAGGCGGUUGAGUGGGGUGGGUGUGGGAGGGGGGCGCACGCGAUAUGCGCCGGCCCAGCGAACGCGCCAACGAUAG